AUGGUGACUUAUUCGGAGGAUUCUAUGGAUAAACACAGAAUAAAGUAUAUUAUGCAUCAAAUUCUUUCUUGUGUUAUGUACUGUCAUAAGCACAGAAUUAUGCACCAAGACUUGAAGCCUGACAAUUUGCUGAUAGAUCUCAAUGCCUCUGUAGUGAAGAUUGCAGACUUUGGAAUGGCAAGGGCAUUUCAUACUCCUCUUAGGGCAUAUAGUCCUGAGGUAGUAAAUUUACGUUACAUGCCACCAGAAAUUCUCCUUGGCUCCCACGAAUACUCCACCCAUGUCGAUGUGUGGUCUGUAGGCUGUAUAUUUGCUGAGAUGAUUGAUCAUCAGCCUCUGUUUGAUGAUCUCUCCGACAAUGAUCAUCUGCAUAAAAUUUUCAGCAUUAUGGGGACCCCAGAUGCAACAACAUGGCCUGGAGUGACCUCACUACCAGAUUACAGACCUGACUUUCCCAAGCAAGAUCCUAAGAACCUGGCAGAAUAUGUUCCUAAUCUUGAACCAGCUGGAGUUGAUCUUCUUUCUGAAAUGCUCUGCAUGAAUCCAGCUAGAAGAAUUUCAGCUCUUGAUGCGCUCGCGCAUCCAUACUUCAAGAAUGAUGAUGGGGGUGGUGAAGAAGAAGAAGAAGAAGAAGAUGAUUACGUUGUUGAUGAUGAUGAUCCUUGAUUCCAUGUCCUCAACUUUUCUUUGCUGUUGUUGUUACGUUGACAGACUUAUCUCUAGGAGAUCUUUCUUUCAUUCAUUGUAAAUUUUCUCCCAACUCGAAAGCUUUUGUUGCAUCCAAUUUGUGUUAGGAACCGGCUUUUAUGCAAUUAGAUUGUAAUUAGGUCUUAUAAACUCAGAUCUCAAUCUAACUCAACUCAACAAAUUUGUCUACAUACCAAUCCAUUGUAUUUGGUUUCGAAGAAACAUUUUGUGGCCCUUAAAAUGCUUGUUUGGCAUCAAUUAUUUUUUUUUUUUUUUGGGA
This is a messenger RNA of Camellia sinensis, 967 nucleotides long. NCBI's taxonomy places the organism in Eukaryota, Viridiplantae, Streptophyta, Magnoliopsida, Ericales, Theaceae. The record is from RefSeq and is a predicted model, not a curated record.